Messenger RNA from Megalops cyprinoides (Indo-Pacific tarpon), 5932 nucleotides. Its product is annotated as NACHT, LRR and PYD domains-containing protein 12-like. The record is from RefSeq and is a predicted model, not a curated record. Gene Ontology annotation, molecular function: protein binding. The transcript is spliced from 16 exons. Gene Ontology annotation, biological process: innate immune response; regulation of apoptotic process; inflammatory response. The coding region runs from base 79 to 3651 and encodes 1190 amino acids. NCBI's taxonomy places the organism in Eukaryota, Metazoa, Chordata, Actinopteri, Elopiformes, Megalopidae.
AACACUUCCUGGUUGAGUGCAGAAGAACAUGAAGAGGACUGCACACAUAAACAUAUUGCACAUUCUCUGAGGCCUGCAAUGGCUGGAGCUCCAUCCUUGCUUGUCUCCAUUCUGGAUGGACUGUUGGAAGAUGACCUGAAGAGAUUCAGGUGCAAUCUGUCACAUGAUGUGGCAGAGGGCUUUAAACCCAUCCCAAGGGGCCAGCUGGAGAACAGGGAUGUGCGAGGCACUGUGGGUCUGAUGGUGGAGGCCUAUGGAGAAGAAGGGGCAGUGAUAGUCACUCUGUAUGUCCUGAGAAAAACAGACCAGAAUGAUCUCGCUCAGAGACUGGAGCAAGACUACGGCAUUCACUUUGUGGAGAGAAACAGGAUUAAGCUCAUUAAUGGAGUCAGAAUGGUGAUACCCAUAGCUGAUGAGCUACUCCAGGAAGGUGUUAUCCAGCAGGAAUGCUACGAUUACAUCAAAGAGACUAAAACCCCUCAGGAACAAAUGAGGAAACUGUAUGACAAUGUGGUUGCAAAGGGGCAGAAAGCAAAAGGAAUCUUUUACAGAAUACUGCAAAAGAAGGAACCUCUUCUGGUCUUCGGGGAAACAACUGGAACCAGAGAUACUGAUCAGGCCAAGGCUGUAAUGCAGAAGGAAUUAAAGGACAAUUUCAAGUCAAAGUAUGAGUGGAUUUCUGAGCAACUUGCUGAGCAAGGAAAUCAAACUCUCCUCACCAGUAUUUACACAGAUCUCUACGUCACAGAGGGUCACAGUGAGGGUGUCAAUAAGGAACAUGAGGUGAGACAGAUUGAAACAGCAUCGAGGACACAGACCACACAAGACACUGCAAUCAACUGCAAUGACAUCUUUAAACCCUCAGCUGGACGACAGAAGCCCAUCAGAACUGUGCUGACGAAGGGGAUCGCAGGCAUUGGAAAAACAGUCUCUGUGCAGAAGUUCCUUCUCGACUGGGCAGAAGGAAAAUCCAAUCAGGAUGUUCAUUUCAUAUUUGACCUUCCUUUUCAGAAGCUGAAUUUGAUCAAGGAUGAAAAACACAGUCUGCAAGAACUUAUUCAGUACUUCCACCCAGAGCUGAAAAAGUGUGCAAAUGUUGACUUGGAAAACUGUAAAGUUCUGUUCAUCUUUGAUGGUCUGGAUGAAAGUCGCCUGCCUCUGAAUUUCAGAGGCAAUAUUGAAUGGUAUGUUGUAACAGAGUCAACAUCAGUGGACAUACUGCUGACGAACCUCAUUAACAGGAAUCUGCUUCCCUCUGCUCUCCUCUGGAUCACCACCCGACCAGCAGCAGCCAGUAAGAUCCCUUCCCAGUGGGUUGACCGGGUGACAGAGGUACGAGGGUUCAAUGAUCCACAGAAGGAAGAAUACUUCAGGAAGAAAAUCCAAGAUGAGAACCUGGCUGAAAGACUUGUCUCACACGUAAAAUCAUCCAGGAGUCUCUACAUCAUGUGUCACAUACCAGUGUUCUGCUGGAUUGCAGCUAGUGUUCUGAAGAAAAUACUGGGUGAAUCAGGGUACCUGAGUGGAGAACUCCCCAAAACUCUGACUGAAAUGUACACGUGUUUCAUCUUCAGUCUGACAAAAUUCAUCAGUCAGAAGUAUUCCACUGACAGUGGAAAAGGAGAGACAGAGGCACUAUCUGAGUCCAACAGGGAAUGCAUUCUUAAGCUGGGAGAGCUGGCUUUUCAACACCUGGAGAAUGGCAACCUCAUAUUCUAUGAAGAGGACUUGAGAAAGGUUGGCAUCAAUGUCAGUACAGCUUCAGUGUACUCUGGGGUGUGCACAGAAAUCUUUACAGAAGAUGUAUCUACAAAGUUCUGCAAAGGUAGAGUGUUCAGCUUUGUACACCUGAGUGUUCAGGAGUACCUGGCUGCUCUGUAUGUCUUUCUUUCAUUCCAAAACAAAAGAAAUCUCCUCAAUCAAAGCUUCCUUGGGAAGUUAACCAGGCUGCUUGAACCAUCUUUAUUCAACUUUCACAAGAGCGCAGUGGAUCAGGCCUUACAGAGUCAUACUGGACACCUUGACCUUUUCCUCCGAUUCCUUCUUGGUCUCUCGCUGGACUCCAAUCAGUCUCUCAUAGGAAGCCUUCUGACACAGACAAGAAGCAGCUCACACAGCAUUCAAAAGACUGUCCAGUACAUUAAGAAGAACAUCAGAAAGGGUUUAUCUCCCGAGAAGACAGUCAAUCUCUUCUACUGUCUGAAUGAACUUCAUGAUACUUCCCUUGUGAAGGAAAUCCAGGGUUAUCUCAGCUCAGGAAGUCUUGACGAGAAAAAGCUCACAGCUGCACAGUGGUCAGCUCUGGUUUGUGUGUUGCUGACAUCAGAAGAGGACCUGGAUGAGUUUGACUUGAGCAAGUACAGCGCAUCAGAUGAGGGUCUUAUCAGACUGCUGCCAGUGGUCACAUUUUCCAGAAGAGCUCGGCUGGUUGGGUGUAAUCUCACAGAGGAAUGCUGUGCUGCGCUAGCCUCAUCUCUCAGCUCACACUCCUCACACCUGAGAGAGCUGAACCUGAGUGGGAAUAACCUGCAGGAUUCAGGAGUGGAGCUGCUCUCUGCUGCAAUGGAGAAUCCACACUGUAAACUGGAGAAACUGCAGCUGGUUGGGUGUAAACUCACAGAGGAAUGCUGUGCUGCGCUGGCCUCAGCUCUCAGCUCAGACUCCUCACACCUGAGAGAACUGGACCUGAGUCGGAAUCACCUGCAGGAUUCAGGAGUGAAGCUGCUCUCUGCUGCAAUGGAGAAUCCACACUGUAAACUGGAGACACUGCAGCUGCGGUGGUGUAAACUCACAGAGCAAUGCUGUGCUGCGCUGGCCUCAGCUCUCAGCUCAGACUCCUCACACCUGAGAGAGCUGGACCUGAGUUUCAAUGAGCUGCAGGAUUCAGGAGUGAAGCUGCUCUCUGCUGCACUGGAGAAUCCACACUGUAAACUGGAGAAACUGCAGCUGGUUGGGUGUAAACUCACAGAGGAAUGCUGUGCUGCGCUGGCCUCAGCUCUCAGCUCAGACUCCUCACACCUGAGAGAGCUGGACCUGACAGGGAAUCACCUGCAGGAUUCAGGAGUGGAGCUGCUCUCUGCUGCAAUGGAGAAUCCACACUGUAAACUGGAGACACUGCAGCUGGGGAGCUGUAAUCUCACAGAGAAUUGCUGUGCUGCGCUGGCCUCAGCUCUCAGCUCAGACUCCUCACACCUGAGAGAGCUGGACCUGAGUCGGAAUCACCUGCAGGAUUCAGGAGUGAAGCUGCUCUCUGCUGCAAUGGAGAAUCCACACUGUAAACUGGAGAAACUGCAGCUGGUUGGGUGUAAACUCACAGAGAAUUGCUGUGCUGCGCUGGCCUCAGCUCUCAGCUCAAACUCCUCACACCUGAGAGAGCUGGACCUGAGUUGGAAUCACCUGCAGGAUUCAGGAGUGGAGCUGCUCUCUGCUGCACUAGAGAAUCCACACUGUAAACUGGAGAAACUGCGGCUGAGGCAGUGUGGAAUCACAGAGAGAAGCUGUGCUUCUCUGGCUGCAACACUGCGCUCAAACCCCUCACACCUGAGAGAGCUGGAUCUGAGAUACAAUAGCCUGCAGGAUUCAGGAGUGAAGCUGCUCUCUGCUCUACAGAAAGAUCCACUCUGUAAACUGGAGUCACUGCGGUUUCGCUAGUACUGACUCCAGAGCAAAACUACAGUUCACAAGGGUGUAGAAAUAAACCUCCCUCUUGUCAGCAAGAUGUGUGUCAGCUCAGACUGGAGCCCAGCACAGCACACAAGGAGAGCUGUCUCUGUCUGAGCAGGACAGGAAGGUGACACGGGGGAGAGAAGAGCAGCCAUGUCCUGAUGGCACAGAAAGAUGCAACUGCUGUCCCCCAGUUAUCAAUAAUGGAAGCAAUGUUUAACAUGUCUUCACAUAUUCUAAUCAUAACACAAAUGUUGUAAAUGCAGACUUUUAAUGAUCUAACAGCCUUUUACUGUGUUUUUUUGGCACUCACUCAAAUUAAGGGGCAAAGUACAACAGGCACCUUAGUCAAAUAAAACUGGGUUCCAGUGUAAAUGCAGAUGCCACUAAUCUCACCACAGGUGGCUGCUUCUCCUGACCUCUCUGCUCUGGGCUUUGGCUCCACGUCCUGCACAGAACCAGACUCACUUCCUGGGCACAGAGAUGCUUCAGAUGAGGGAAAAUAUCUUUCACAGAUACUGUGUUUGGAAUAUGCAAAGUGACAACCAUUCUGACGUUGAAAUGAUUUACUUACAGAAGCAUGUUUUAAAGCUUUUAGCAUCUUUUUGUGUGUAUUAUUGUAUUGUCAAGUUGUAAAUUGUAUUUUGCUGAUUCUUUAUUUUUUGACCGGCUGGGAAAAUUAAAUGUAUCAGUAUUUUUGAUGUUUUCACGGCAUAUUCAAUAGGGGAUGUUGUAUCACUUUUUAUACACCCAUCACAGUUAUUAUCAUAUUAAUCAUGAUUAAUGUUAUAUUAAUCACAGUUAUUGACAUGGAUUAACUGGAGUUAUUGAUAUAUCAGCCAUUUACUCUAUCGCUACUAUGCAUCUGGAGGUCUGGAAGUGUAUAAGGGAGCCAGACAAUCCAAUAUGUUAGCCUUAAACAAUAUAUAUACAUCCUUUUAUACUUUGCAUGCAUGUGAGUAGAGUCUAAAAAAAGAAGGAUCAGAAGUGUAGUGUGUGGGAAGGUAUGCAGCUGUGAGAUAUCUCUAAGUAGAACCGAGAGGGAGUAGAGAAGAAAAGAAUUCUACAUGUGUGCUGUAAGUUACACAGUAAGGCCUGUGGUUGGGGAGGAAAAUGGGAGUUAGACACUGUCCAGACCCAGAAGGACCUUGAGUGCAAGAUAAAAAUAAUUGGACUCUGUGAGGAGGGGGUUGCAAAUAUUGGGACUCUUUGUCUGUUCAGUGCUAUACAAAAGACUGCUUAGUGCCUUAUGUUUUUUGAGAUGCUCUCCCUGAUGCUGCCUAGUGUGCAUGUAUGAGACUAUCUCCUGCAGAUCUGCAAUAAAAGUGGCCUCUGCUUAUUAUUGUAUGGUGUUGUGUUCCGUCUGCCUAAUUUUUGAACCCGCUGUGAUUUAUUAACUGGCAUUGAUUUUAUAACUGUAAAUUCAAUUUUUCAAUCGGCAGUCGUCCUGUCAUGCCUGUAUCUAUGUUUAGAAUGUACACGAGACUGCCUGUAUCUUUGAUUAGAAUGUACCGGUAGGCUGCUCGAGAUGGACAAGCCAUAAUAUCAACGGCUCUCACAGCAUAAUAUUGACGGUUCUCUCUGGACAAAAAAAGACGGGCGUACUAUUUUAGCCACAAAGAGUUGGAGGCAUUAAUCGUGUCAGUGGAGGAGAGGAAACACCAACUUUUCGGGAAGUUUUCUUCUAAAUUAUCAUCCCAGGAUAAAGACUUGAAGUGGCAAGAGGUGGCGGGUGCAGUCACAUCUGUGUGCGGAGUUUUGAGGACUGCGGACGCAGUUUAAAAAAAAAGUGGUCUACCAUCACCAGCAAAGCAAAGAAGAGGGGUGCUUUAUUAAAAAAGGACCAAGGGAAGACAGGUGGAGGCCAGCCAGAGGUGAAGCCACUGGCUGCCUCAGAGGAAAGGAUCCUUGCCGUGAUGGGAAAGGUCUACACGGAAGGGAUCUCCACUGGCUCAGGUCGGACUGCCAGAGCCAGCUUUGCCUCCUGAAUCAUUGACAGCGUCAGUUGAGCCAGAGGUCAUCCUAACGCUGGUGUCAAGUUGUGAGGACGAUGGGACAUUGCCACCACCAGUUGUACUUCUAUCACCUGCCAAAAAGAAGAGGACUACCCAAGAGCCCCGCAAUAAGACUGCCCAGGAGGAGCUCCUCGACUUGGAGAGGGAGAAGGUGCUCCUGAUGAAAGCACAACUGGCAAUAGAAAAGAAGAGAUUGAAAUUGGACAGGGAGAAAUUUGAAUUCAUGAAGGCACAUUGUAAAAGACAGGAAGCUA